AUGGGGAUGAUUAUGUUAGGGAGAAAGGUCGAUCACUCACAUAUCAUGUUCAAUUCCUUGGGCCCUUGGUGGAAAGAGCCUGGGUAUCUGCAGUCAAUCUUAUUCCAUUUGAGGGAAAGAGUCAAGUUUGACAGCAAGUCCGUUUCAAGUAGUCGUGAGUUCUGGACAGAGUCUUGGAAAGAAGCCGAAGAGGCAAUGAAACUUACACUUGAUGAAAGGAUUGAGAAGUUUGGUCGGAUCUCUGUCAAACUGAAAUCCAGAAGAUUUUACAAAGCUGAAGAAGGACAGACCUUGCAAGUGAUGAGUACUAUCCCUCUAACUGUGGAAGAAGAAGCUGAGUCGCUAGCUAAUUUUCUCAAGGAUGAAAUGGGCGUACGUAUCGAAAUUAAUCCUGAAUUGGAUAGAAAGUGCCUUGAAGAGGAAUUACGAACACUCUGGCCUACACUUGAUAUUCCCACAAAACGGAGAUACCUGCAGGACCAGCUUAGUAUAUUUAAUGACUCUUUACAACGUGUAGAAAAGACUCGUAAGUGUAAAGAAGUUGCAGCUAGUAAAGCCCAGGAAUCUGCUGCAAAGUCUGCAGAAAAUCGAAAUUCCAAUAAAUCUAGCAAAAAAUCUGAAGUGAAAAAACGCCAACAACAACAAACAUCAGAACCACAAGAAUUUGAUGUUGAAAUCCACCGGUUAAUUGUCUCACCGGCACAGUAUCGUUUACAACCAGUUUGUCCUGUAUGUGAAGUAUACUCUGUUAUACCAGGUGAAAUGUUACAGUGUCGUGGUCCAUGCGGUAGAAUUGUACAUAUAAAAUGUAUGAAGUAUAAAAGUCCACCUCCAUCAGACAAUAAUCGUCCUGAGAGAUUUCGUUGCCCACAAUGUCUUAGUGGUGAAUUCUUGUGUUCAAUAUGCGGUAAACCAGAUGAAACAGGAACUAAGGAUGGUGUCGGUCAGCUGUAUGCGUGUCAGGUUGUUAAUUGUGGUAGACAUUUUCAUCGAGAAUGCUUAUCUGGAUGGCCUGGCGCAAUGACAAGACCAGAAUCUUCAUCUACUCGACCAGGAGGUUUUCAAAUUCUGCGUUGUCCUGCUCAUACUUGUAACACGUGUUAUUUGGAGUCGAAUGAAACUAAUCAUCAUAAAACAACAAAAAGAUCAACUUCUAAUGAAGGACCAUUUUUAGAAUGUGUUCGAUGUCCAGCAGUAUUUCAUACCGGUGAUUUGUGUACACCAGCUGGUUCAGUUGAAGUUUCGCUAUCGCAUAUUGUCUGUCCCAGACACUUUGAUGACUCUCUGCAAUCGUUACCAAAUUUUAAAACGCAACAUCCGAAUUGGUGUUUCCAUUGUUUCCGCCCAUCAGGAGAACGUAUUGACUGUCACUACUGUCCAACUACCUAUCACAAAGAUUGUCUACAACCUUCAUUUGGGACUUUCACUGAUGACAAAUUUGUGUGUCGAUCUUGUCGACAAGGUGUAUUCCCAAGAUAUGCUCAAAUUAUUUGGGCAAAAAUAGCACGUUUUCGUUGGUGGCCGUGUGAAAUAAUCCACGCACGAAAUGCUCCUAUCAAUAUCUUAAAUAUGUCACAUCCAGAAGGUUCUUUUCCAGUGCAUUUUCUUGCCUCGGAAGAAUAUCAAUGGCUUAAUCGUGGUCGUGUAUUCCCCUAUGAAAUUGGCCUGCAGACUCCAGCGGCUAAAGAUACGCAUUCUUCAAAUAAAAUUGAAGCAGCUUUUUCACGAUCAUUACAUCGUGCACCGAAAGCGCAUGCCAUCUAUGUGAAUCAUGUCCUACGUCGUGGUCUCCCACUGAAUUCAAUGCAUGCUGAACAAUUACCCGAGAAUGAAUUACUCCCCUUAGAUGCAUUCAAUAUGCAUUCAAAAAUCAGUUCGAAAGGAAAUACAAAAGAAGAAGAUAAUCAAUUAGCAACUGUUCUAAAGAGUAUUACACUAAUUAAAAGUAAUAUUUAUUCUGAUGAAUGUUUAUUGAAGCUUGAAGAUAUAAAAACAGCGUAUGAAUCACUUACUGUAUGCUCGUGUAAAUCUUCUACCCUGGGUAAUGGAGAUGGUGAUGAUGAUGACAAUUUAAACAACAAUGUAUUAUGCUCAACUAGUCAUCAAUGUCAUCAUUUCUUGAAUAAAUAUGAAUGUACAUCAAAGAUUUGUUCAUUUCCAGAGAAUGUAAACUGUGGUAAUCGAAGAUUUGCCCUACUGCAUUCAAUGACUACCGAUCGACACAAGAAUAUAUUUAGCGUUAUGCGUACUGUUAAUCGUGGAUAUGGUUUAAAGUCUUCAAUGUCAUUUAAAAAAGGUGAUUUAGUUAUCGAGUAUACCGGUGAAGUCAUUGAUGUAUCCGAAGCGAAUCGUCGAAUUUUAGACGCUCUCGGUGGACACAACGCCUUGUCCAGUAUAACUUCAUCACGUAAAGAUUUUCAUCCAGUCAGUGAAACUUACCUAGCACGGUUUAGUCCACGUAUGGAUUUAAUUCUAGACGCUAAAAAUCAAGGCAGUUUAAGCAGAUUUAUUAAUCAUGCAUGUGAACCAAAUUUACAUGCUGAAUGUUGGAUAGUUGAUGGACAUCCACGACUUGGACUUUUCGCCAAUCGAUCUAUCAAAGCUAAUGAAGAGUUGACAAUCAACUACAUUACUAAUCAAUUCCUGUCAACUGGUCUAAUGGCUUUCACUAGUUUAUGUUUAUGCGGUGCAGACACUUGUGUCAGUACACCGCGUUUACCAACUUCAUUUAAAUUAUCCAGUGAAGAAACAGUCAAUCAUGAGGAUGAUAAUUAUGCCGGUGACAAUUCUCUGACUGCUGCUGCUACCGCUGUUGUUGUCCCACGAACACCCGUAUCACCGGAUAAAAGAAAAUCUAUCAAAAAAAUUGAUGAUGAUGAAGCAGAUUCUUCUUUUACUUCAACAAAAUAUGAUGAAGCAUCACCAGCAGUACUGACAGGCACUCCACUCAUAUCAGCAGCUGUCUCAUUGUCUACACGUCGUUCACGUUCACAUGGUGGUAGUCGUCGUUAUCUAGCUCAAAUAAAACCUGCAGGUAUGGCUGCCUGUGUUGCUGCAACAUCUGUGAAUAGAAAGAAUGCUGAUGAACAAAGUUAUCUGGUUGGUCUUGGUCCACCACUUUCUGAAGAUUUUUGUUACAGAUGUGGAGAUGGUGGCCAGUUAGUAUUAUGCGAUAAAUCCAACUGCUCAAAAGCUUAUCAUGUACGCUGUCUUGGUUUAUCCAUUCCACCAUUAGGUAUAUGGUAUUGUCCAUGGCAUUAUUGUGAUGUCUGCGGGCUUAAACUUCCUCUUUUCAAGUUUGGAGAUAAGACUAUGGCUGUAUCAUAUGUUAGAAGGCAUUGGUCAUGUUCAUAA
Molecule: messenger RNA, 3354 nt
Organism: Trichobilharzia szidati
Lineage: Eukaryota; Metazoa; Platyhelminthes; Trematoda; Strigeidida; Schistosomatidae
Source: the annotation of a GenBank genome assembly